CCAAUUAAAUAGGCAUACGGUAAAUUAUCUCAGAAGUACUUAAGAUAAUUGUAUUGUCUUCAGAAAAUAAAAAAAUCUGCCGUUUGCUGAAAUAAAGAUAAACUAUCGGCCUUAAUUUCUUUUUAAACGAUUUACGUGAAACCUUCAAAACUGGCAACCCAGGGCUCGCCUGACAAGCUACUGCUGCUCAUUGUGGGCUACAGCUUCAAACACCAGACUCCCUGCAUGAAGUGAGACUCAGCUCCUACCAGCAGGGGGCAGAAGGGAUCAGGCGUCUCUCCACUGUGACCUUGCCCUGUAGCAUACCCUGCAGUGAGAGGAACCUGAGCUGAAAACAAAGCAGCAGCUGCACAAGAGGAGUGGAACAGAAAUCAGCUUAUUCUAGUAGAGAAGUGUGUCCAAUGGGUGGAGGGGCCACCAGGCUGUACAGCCACCUGACUCCAACACUCAGCAGCAGGUCACCUCUCCCGCACCAGCCGGUGGAGGACAAACUGGAUCCAGUGUUCUGCCAGGAGCAGAAGGGCUCCCCUUUAUGCCCCCCCGAUCCAGCAGAGCUGCUUCAAAAAUGUGAGGAGGCCCUCAGAGACAGACCACCUCGCUUCCAUAGAAAGUUCACCGAGCUCAGUGAUGGGGACUGCUCCACCAGUAGCCCCAUUAGGGUGAUGCAGUGGAACAUACUAGCCCAAGCUCUCGGCGAGGGACUCGACAGUUUUGUCCAAUGUCCCAUGGAGGCCAUCAGCUGGUCCCGCAGGAAGUACCUCAUAUUAGAGGAGAUCCUCACCUACCGACCUCAUAUCCUGUGUCUGCAGGAAGUUGACCACUACUAUGACACCUUCCAGCCCAUCCUGGCAGGCCUGGGUUACAGCAGCAACUUUUGCCCUAAGCCCUGGUCACCGUGUCUGGGUGUGGAGGGCAACAAUGGGCCCGACGGCUGUGCGCUCUUCUACGAUCAGUCGCGGUUUGAAUUCCUGGACAGCAUGAACAUGCGGCUUUCUGCCAUGAGGAUUCCAACAAAUCAGGUUGCCGUGGUGACCAUGCUACGUUGUCGGAGCACAGGGAGAUGUCUUUGUGUGGCCGUGACUCACCUGAAGGCUCGCUCUGGCUGGGAGUGGCUCCGCAGCGCGCAGGGUUCCGACCUCUUACGAAACCUCCAGAACCUGGUCCAGAAACACCCCACCGGGCUAACGGGUGACCCCGGUGCUACAUACAUUCCUCUGCUCAUAUGUGGCGAUUUCAACGCAAUCCCAACCGAGGAGGUGUACCGACGUUUUGCUGGGUCACCUCUCGGUUUGGAGUCGGCCUAUAAGAAACUCAGCCAGGACGGACUGACUGAGCCGGAGUACACGACGUGGAAGAUCAGGCCUACGGGGGAAUGCUGCAGCACUCUGGAUUACAUCUGGUACAGUCAGGACUCUCUGAGGGUGGACGCAGUGUUGGACAUGCCCACUGAGGAACAGAUUGGGCCAAACAGGCUCCCGUCCUUUAGCUAUCCCUCUGACCAUCUCUCUCUGGUGUGUGACUUGAGCUUCAAAGAGAACGAGUGAGGAGGAAAUGAUGAACUAGGAAGUCGGGAGGGAAGGAGUGGUGUAUAGAGAGUUCAGACUGGAUCAUGGUGAAGGUGUGCAGCAGAGGAUGAAGACAGGACUCAGAGGUCUGCCAAGUAAACUUCACAAUGACUGACAAGUGUUGUUGCUGUAUGUGUGAUGUUUAUAUUUUACAACUGCUGCUUUUUACAGAAUAUUAUUAUUAAGAUUUACUAACUCCCCUUUCCCUGGCUGGAAUUAAAGAAUCUAUUCACU
Messenger RNA from Labrus mixtus (cuckoo wrasse), 1799 nucleotides. Its product is annotated as nocturnin-like. The record is from RefSeq and is a predicted model, not a curated record. The coding region runs from base 402 to 1544 and encodes 380 amino acids. Lineage: Eukaryota; Metazoa; Chordata; Actinopteri; Labriformes; Labridae. The transcript is spliced from 7 exons. Gene Ontology annotation, molecular function: poly(A)-specific ribonuclease activity. Gene Ontology annotation, biological process: circadian rhythm.